Messenger RNA from Candidozyma duobushaemuli, 1716 nucleotides. RefSeq names its product serine C-palmitoyltransferase. Bases 1 to 1716 code for a protein of 571 amino acids. Gene Ontology annotation, molecular function: serine C-palmitoyltransferase activity; pyridoxal phosphate binding. Lineage: Eukaryota; Fungi; Ascomycota; Pichiomycetes; Serinales; Metschnikowiaceae. Gene Ontology annotation, biological process: ceramide biosynthetic process; sphingosine biosynthetic process. The transcript has a single exon. Gene Ontology annotation, cellular component: endoplasmic reticulum. The record is from RefSeq and is a predicted model, not a curated record.
AUGUCAACUAUCGAAACUGUUACCGCUACGGCGACGGCGAUACCGCCUACAGCGGAGUUGUUGGAGGCGGCUUUCCGGAAGUACGUUCUCCGCUACUUGAACAUGCUAGAUCGUUUCCCAGGAGGUGCUGUUCUUUUGCGUUACAUCAAAUCCUCCUACAGAGACGAUCCAAUUCGUUCUUUGAUUGAGUACGCGUUGAUUAUUUUUGCUGCUACCUACUUCUUUACUUCCAAGAAGAAGGAGAACAGAUCUGACUUUUUGGCCUUGUCGAAGAGGGAGGUGGACGAGCUCAUUGAGGAAUGGCAGCCUGCGCCUCUUGUGGAGCCUGUGUCUGAAACUGAGAAGUGGAGAGUCGAUGAUUUGAUUGUCAAGGGCCAAAACUCUGCCCAUAUUAAGAUUUUGCAACACCCAGAAAUUCCUGAGGUUGUCAAUUUGGCCAGCACGGAUUUUCUUGACCUUAACAGCGACCUGAGAAUGAAGGACGCCGCAAGACAGACUAUCAACACAGCAGGUGUUGGUGCCUGUGGUCCUCCAAACUUUUACGGUUCUCAAGAUGCUCAUGUUCGUUUAGAAGAGGACUUGGCACGUUACUUGAACACUGAUAAUGCUAUUCUUUAUGGUCAAGACCUUGUUACUGCAGGCUCUGUCAUUCCCGCUUUCUUGAAGAGAGGUGACUUGGCUGUUGUUGACAGUGGUGUUAACCAGGCUAUUCAGAAGGCUUUGAUUGUCAGCAGAUGUGACAUCGAGUGGUACAGACACAACGACAUUGACCAUUUGGAACAGGUGUUGAACGAGCUUCAACCCGUGUUGAAGAACCAAAAGCCAUUGCGCAGAAGGUUUAUCAUCACCGAGGGUCUUUUCGCUUACUCUGGUGAGCUUGCUGAGUUGCCUGCAAUUGUUGCUUUGAAAAACAAGUACAAGUACAGAUUGUUCUUGGACGAGACAUGGUCCAUUGGUACUAUCGGCAAAUUGGGCAGAGGUAUUUGCGAGCACUAUGACAUCGAAAGAGAUGAAGUAGCCAUUACCAUCGGUUCUUUAGCCAACUCCUUCUCAUCUUCCGGUGGUUUCUGUGCUGGUGUCCAGCCUAUGAUCCAGCAUCAGAGAAUCAACUCUAACGCAUACGUCUUCAGUGCAGCCCUUCCACCUUACUCGGCUAGAGUUGCUUCCGAGGCCGUGAAAUUGAUUUCUACUAAUUUGACUAGCGAGGGCGAGUCAGAGCUUCUUCUGCAAUUGCACAGAAAUCUUGAGCUCACAUACAAGACCUUGCAGAACAACUUCCAAGACUCAAAAUACUUGGAGAUCAAGUCCAGCAAAAAGAGUCCUAUUAUUCAUUUGGGCUUCAAGGAUGACUACAGACAGUCGUUGGAGCUUCCCAGCAUUUAUGGCAAUAAUGUUUUGUUGACAACUGGCAAGCCAUCGAAGAAGCCCAACCCACCCAGCGUGAGCUACACGUUAGAGAGCUACAUCUUGCAGAAGAUCAUUGACGCUGUUCUUGUCAAGGACCACACCUUGCUCAACAGAACUAGAAUAAUCUUUGAGCAGGAGAACUUGCCCAUUGCAAGCCCAAGGUUGUUGGUGCAAGUUAAUGCAGGUGUUUCAGCCGAGGAGUUGGAGAAUGUCGCCAACGACUUGCCAUCUGUGGUCAACGCUAUUUGUUCCAGCAUCAAGCUGCCUUCCGAUUUGGAGACGCUUUACAACGAGAUGAUCAAUCAAUAA